UCUCUAUGGUAACAACUUCACUGUGGUAACGGAUAACAAUCCGUUAACUUACAUACUCACCUCAGCUAAGCUAGAUUCUGCCAGUUAUCGCUGGCUAGCAGCCCUUUCUACGUUCAAUUUCAACAUCAAGUACAGGGCUGGAAAGAGCAAUAAAGACGCAGAUGGUCUCUCCAGGCGACCGCAUGGAAUGCUGGUUGAGGAUGACGCUUCACUGGAAGAAAGAGAGAGAAUAAAGCGGUUCACCUCACAUCAUCUAUCAUCGUCACCUGACCAUCUAAACUUACCUGUAGAUGCAGUUACAGCUCUAUGUCACAGACACCUGAUAAGAGAAACCGACAACUUACCUUCCAUCACGUUAGUUGAAUCCCUAGCUCUCAACGCCGAUGCUGUUCCAGACAUCUACAGUGAUGAAGAAUUAUUAGGUCACGUGACGGUACCCAUCUUCAGUGAGGAUGACCUCCGAGAACGACAGGAAGCUGAUCCUGCCAUCAAACAUGUUAUUCAUCUGUUGGAAUCUGGAGGCCCAGUAUCUCGGAACAUCGGUCCUAAUUCUCCUGAACUCAAACUGAUGCUCAAGGAGUGGAAGCGCCUUGAGAUGAGAGAAGGUCUCCUGUACAGGAAGCGGAAAUGUGAAGAGGAAACGAUCUAUCAACUCAUUCUUCCAGAGUCCCUCAGAGUCACUGUACUCAAGUGUCUCCAUGACGACAUGGGACACAUGGGCAUAGACCGUACCAUUGACUUAGUACGGUCAAGAUUCUACUGGCCACGAAUGGCUGCGGAUGUUGAGCACAAGCUCAAAACCUGUGGCCGGUGUGUUAGGAGGAAGACUCCGCCUGAGAAAGCAGCACCACUGGUCAGUAUCCAGACAAAUAGGCCAAUGCAAUUAGUCUGCAUGGACUACCUAUCACUGGAGCCUGAUUCCCACAAUACCAAGGACAUUCUGGUCAUCACAGACCACUUUACAAAAUACGCAGUAGCCAUACCCACGAAAGAUAAAAAAGCUACUACUGUUGCAAAGUGUCUGUGGGAACAGUUCCUGGUUCACUACGGCUUUCCUGAACGCUUGCACAGUGAUCAGGGAAGAGAUUUCGAAUCCCACACUAUUAAAGAACUUUGUGCCAUAGCUGGUAUCAAGAAAGUGAGAACAAGUCCGUAUCACCUGAGGGGAAACCCGGUUGAGCGGUUCAACCGCACGCUUCUUGGCAUGUUGGGUACUCUGAAAGAAAAAGAGAAGAGUCACUGGCGUGAUUUCGUUAAACCACUCACACAUGCCUACAACUGUACCAGAAGCGAGGUCAGUCCCUAUGAGUUAAUGUUUGGGAGACAACCCAGGCUUCCAGUCGAUAUUGCAUUCAACCUACCCGUAAGGGAAGAAACACCAGUAUCUCACUCCCAAUAUGUGCGAAAUCUCAAGUCUCGACUGGAGGAGAGUUAUCAAAAAGCCAUUGAAAACUCCCAGAAGGUUGCUGAGAGGAAUAAGCAGCAGUGGAAUAAACGAGUCAGAGAGUCUGCACUUGAAGUGGGAGAUAGAGUACUGGUGAGAAAUGUCCGUCUGAGGAACAAACACAAACUCGCUGACAAGUGGGAGUCCGCUGUGUACAGUGUCUUACAACAGAUGGGCGACUUACCUGUUUACAAGGUACAGCCAGUAGAUGAAGAUGGUCCAGUCCGCACUUUACACAGGGAUCUUCUGCUGCCAUGCGGGCAAUUGGUUGAAGUCGAGGAUGAGGAACCCAAUCAGCCAAGGCCAAUUCGUUGUCCCAGGACAAGACAAAGUUCUCCUCAGGUACAAGAAGAGGAAAGUUCUGAGUCUGAAGAGGAGUACACAGUCCUUCCCGAGGAAACCUCAGCUCUCACUGAGAAGAGGUUUACAAAGGUCUAUGAGAUCCCGAAACAGCUGGUAGUAGCUGUCAAUCCUCCCACAGAAAAGGAAGUGGGCGAGACACUACAAACCCAGUCACAAGUGGAGUCCUCUGCUGGUAAUGAGCCUGCGUUGCCAGUUGAAGAAGAAAAGGAAUUUCCUGAAGUGGUUGGAGAUCACCAGUUGGAGAGUAAUGAAAAUGGAAAACCGGGAAAUGACACUGAAAUUCCAGAAGCUCAAGAUACUCAAGGCGAGGGAACCGACUUACCUGAUGACUGUGAGGAAGGCAAUAUGGUACGCCGAUCUGUAAGGUCACGGCGGCCACCAGACCGAUUGAACUACCCACAGUUGGGUAAACCCUUCAUCUCUUUUGCUCAAAGUCUUCUAGACAGUUUCAAUCACGCACUCAUUUCCUUAGGUGACUACGACAGUCAUGAGGUUAUAGCAAUUGGAGUCAAGAUGUUAUAGCACAUGAAGGGACUCAUGCUGACUUAAGGGGGGAGUGUGUAACCCAUAUGGAAAUAUAGUGUCACUAAUAUAUUAUCCUAUUAUUCAUUUCUAAUCUAUGGUGUGCCAAAGUCACUUUGGUCACUUACAAAAUGUUAAACUUGAUGUGUCAAAGUCAUGUGGUCACUACAGUGUUAAAUUAAUGAAGCAUGCACGCAGCACGUUAUUCACAUGUUGGCCAGUAGAGGUCGCAUGCACCUUUCUCAUUCCAGACAUUCCUUCACUGAACGUCAAAAAGUGAAGGCACGAGUCAUAUCGUUGUGUUGCAAAGACAAGGUUUAUACGCUAAAAUACUUGUCAUUUCUCAAACCGAGUGUUGGAAAAGCAGCAUAAGAUAGCCUGGUUCCAGUGGGAGCCGGGUUGCUGUGUUUUGUGCUGCUGAGAACUCCAAUUGUUUUUUUGUAUGAUCCUGAAGUCUGGUUCCGAACUGGACUUGAGUUAUGAUGGCGAGCCAGUCCCAGUGAGUGAGAGUCUGCGGAGAGGGAGCGUUUGGAUGUGGUGUGGCCAGCUGCAUCGGUCUCCACACUCUGCAGUGACCUAUAACUGAACUGAUCCACCAUCAGAGUCGCAAGUAUCGAACCGAAUCAGUAUGGAAUAACGGAUUACAAUAGAACUAAGGAUUCCCAACCAAGGAAUAUAGACAGUGUUCAAUUCAUUUCUACCUGGGUAGAAUUCAUUUUUUGAAAGGACAAUUUAAAAAGGACAUUUCUUCUAUUUUGCUACUUUUGAAUUUUUGCAACAGAGCUCUAUUUUUAUUUAUUUUUGGGGGGUAUUUACAAUUUAAAAAGCACACUGUUCAUGUGUUAUUGUUUAUUAUUGUGCAAUAAAUUUGCCAGCAGUUGUUCUGUGGUCCACUAAGUACGUAACGUCUCAUUGCGAGUCUCUCAAUUAUACAGCCAA
Entelurus aequoreus (snake pipefish) is the source of this 3268-nucleotide messenger RNA. RefSeq lists its product as uncharacterized. Gene Ontology annotation, molecular function: nucleic acid binding. Lineage: Eukaryota; Metazoa; Chordata; Actinopteri; Syngnathiformes; Syngnathidae. The transcript has 2 exons. The coding region runs from base 188 to 2329 and encodes 713 amino acids. Gene Ontology annotation, biological process: DNA integration. The record is from RefSeq and is a predicted model, not a curated record.